CUUUGAAAUAAACUGUCUCUUCUUAAAUCAAAGAUUCUAAAUGGGACAAAUAAAAAGGAAAGUAUGAGUUUUGUAGGAUUAUUAAAAAUAGUUAAUCGUUAUAUAUUGUGUCAAAUGAAUCAAAAUUGAAAUGUGCUUUUAUGAAUAACUACGUAUUUUGUUGACCCUUUCCAUCUAUGGUUUGCAUAUUUAUUGUGUCAACUUACAUUUCGUAUAAAUAACAUACUGUGGAGCACAUAGGCCUUCACAAAUUCGUCCAAUCUUUUUUCCCCUUACUUUAUUAUCAACCAAUUCUAUAAAAUAUAAUUGUAUAGGAGCCCUUAGUCUAUAGAAAUGGAUGAAAAUUCUUCAAUUGCUUUAAGCAAUGAUCAGAGUAUUUAUCGUUCUUUCCUCACUUCAUUUCAUAAACACUGUCCAAAUGAAUUUUUACGUAAGCUGUUAGCUGAAGUAAUAGCAACAUAUAUGUUGGUGUUUGUGGCAUGUGGAGUGGCCUCCAUAAGUGACACUAGUGAACAUAAGAUCACAAGGCUAGGAGCUUCCCUUGCCGGAGGAAUGAUUGUAACGGUGAUGAUAUAUGCAGUCGGCCAUAUUUCGGGUGCCCACAUGAACCCGGCCAUCACUAUAGCGUUCGCCGCCACUAGGCAUUUUCCUUGGAAGCAGGUUCCUGCAUAUGCAUUAGCACACAUAACAGGAGCAAUUUCAGCAGCAUUUACAUUGAAAUUCUUGUUACACCCCAUAAAACUACUUGGAAUUACCACUCCUUCUGGAACAACUUCCCAGGCUUUAAUAAUGGAGAUUGUUGUUACUUUUUGUAUGAUGUUCGUCAUUUCAGCCGUUGCAACUGACUCCAAAUCUGUGGGGGAAUUAGCUGGGAUUGCUGUUGGUUCUGCAGUUUGCAUUGGUUCAAUGUUAGCAGGGCCUAUAUCUGGAGGAUCAAUGAACCCGGUUAGAUCCAUAGGACCAGCAUUAGCCAGUGGAUGUUACAAAGAUCUAUGGGUGUACGUGGUUGGGCCACUAAUUGGGACAUUGGCAGGAGCAUGGUCAUAUGAGUUUAUUAGGGUUAAUGAGAAACAAGUCCAUUCAAUCUCUAGUAGGUCCUCUUUUGUUUGAAUUAUUUUAAGGGAGAGUUCUUUUAUAAUUUGCCAUAAUUAGUAUUACAAGAUAAUUUUUAUUUUACAUCCGAGUGUUCAUAUGUGCAUAGCAUGUAAAAUUUUAAAUGUACAUUUUGAAUGUCAGUAUAUAAUGGAUAAUGUGCAUCUUAUAUACGAAGUAGUAUAUUAUAUUAUAUUA
Molecule: messenger RNA, 1290 nt
Organism: Chenopodium quinoa (quinoa)
Lineage: Eukaryota; Viridiplantae; Streptophyta; Magnoliopsida; Caryophyllales; Amaranthaceae
Product: aquaporin NIP2-1-like
Exons: 5
Coding region: 334-1110 (258 amino acids)
Biological process (GO): transmembrane transport
Cellular component (GO): membrane
Molecular function (GO): channel activity
Source: RefSeq, a predicted model, not a curated record